Erigeron canadensis is the source of this 1520-nucleotide messenger RNA. Its product is annotated as flavin-containing monooxygenase FMO GS-OX-like 2. The coding region runs from base 128 to 1408 and encodes 426 amino acids. Gene Ontology annotation, molecular function: NADP binding; flavin adenine dinucleotide binding; N,N-dimethylaniline monooxygenase activity. The record is from RefSeq and is a predicted model, not a curated record. The transcript has 7 exons. Lineage: Eukaryota; Viridiplantae; Streptophyta; Magnoliopsida; Asterales; Asteraceae.
UCCGUUGUCUUUUAAGCAUUACAAAACUAUUUUGAUAUUGACCCAAAAAGUCGUUACAUCCCUUAGUUGCUUUUUAAUUAUUUGUAACCAUUUGUAAAUAUAAUAAAAACAUACUUAAACAUCAGUUAUGGCAAUUUCCUUAAAGGUGGCUGUCAUAGGUGCCGGAGUAGCCGGAUUAACCGUGGCCCGUGAGCUUCAAAGAGAGUUCCACCAAGUCGUGAUAUUUGAAAAAUCACAUCGACUUGGUGGAACAUGGGUGUAUGACCCACGAGUUGAGUUAGAUCCAUUAGGACUCGACCCGAACAGAGAAAUUGUUCAUGGAUCUCUCUACAAAUCCUUGACAACAAAUCUUCCACGUCAACUCAUGAGUUUCACCGACUUCAAAUUUGUUGAGAAAGCAUAUGGUGAUCCACGAUUAUUUCCUGGGCAUGAAGAGGUUUUAAAAUAUUUGGAAGAUUUUGCAAGCCAUUUUGAACUCAAUGAGUUGAUUCGGUUCAACACUGUGGUCACCCGAGUAGAGGUCGUUGACUCGACUGUCAUGAAGUUUGAGGUUGAGUCGAAGACGGAUGGGGUGAAUUCAGUCGAGGUGUUUGACGCGGUAGUUAUUUGUAACGGUAAUAACACUCAACCUAACCUGCCAACUGAUAUUCCAGGUAUUGAGACAUGUUGUAAGAAGCAAAUUCAUAGUCACAAUUAUCGUGAUCCUGAACAAUUUCGUGACCAGGUAGUAGUCGUAAUUGGGUGUGGGCCGAGUGGAGUGGACUUGUCAAGAGAAAUAGCCACAGUUGCCAAAGAAGUUCAUAUUUCCUCGAGAGAUCCACAUCUUAAAGUGGCAAAUUUGGAGAAACACAACAAUCUAUGGCAACAUCCUAAGAUAGAUCGUGUCAAUAAAGAUGGUACAAUUAUUUUCGAAGAUGGUUUCUCAAUUGAAGCCGAUAUCAUAUUUCAUUGCACGGGGUACAAAUAUCAUGUUCCUUUCCUUAAAACAAAUGACAUUGUAAGAAUCCAAGACAAACGCAUCGGACCUCUAUACAAACACGUUUUCCCCCCAAAACUUGCUUCGGGGCUCAGUUUUGUUGGAAUACCUCUAAGCAGCAUCUUAUUUCCACUCAUCGAGGGCCAAUCAAGAUGGAUAGCGAAGGUGUUGUCAAAGAAGGUAUCGUUGCCAUCAGAAAACGAGAUGAUGAGUGAAAUAGAACAGCAUUAUCGGGAAAUGGAAGAAAAAGGAAUUCCUGAACGCCGCACUCAUUCUAUUGACUUCAAGAUUGAGUACACAGAAUGGUUGUAUGCCCAGACCGGAAUGGUCGUGGAUAAGAAGAUACAAGAGAUGUGCGAGUACAUGUUCCAAUGUUUAAUGACGGAUUUAUAUGGGCAUAAGGAUGCAUUCUCAAAGAAAUAUGGGAUAUGAUUAUUAGAAUCUCCUAAUUCAGUCUUCAUAUAUUCAGCUUUAUUGAAUGAAAAACUUGAAAGAUGUAACAAAAAGUUUUAAAUGAUAUGAUCAUAACAUGAACUUUAUGUUG